CCCCAGCGGACGAGCACAGCUUAGCUUAUAAAUAAAAGAGAAAGCAAGCAGCCGCGCAGUCUCUAAUCGAACGUCCCGCGUUCCGUUCGGCGGGCUUUUCGAAACCAGUGUUUCUUCAAUACUCGGAUACUUUUUGUGCAUUAAAAAAUGAAAAUGAGGUGGAGCAUUUUCAUAGCGCUGCUGCUGCUGGGGGUUGCGGUCGCCAACGAGGAGGAAGAUGAUGUACCUGACGUGGGCGUGGAGGAGGAAGAUGAUGAUGGUGAUGAACUGGCGUUGGAUAGAGAGGAGUCCCGCAACCUCAGGCCGCGAGCAUACAACCAAGGCGCAUUCAACACUCUGCCCAGCGGGUUCCGCCCGACGCAGUCGCUGGCCGAGCUGGCCGGCUACCAGCAGCGGCCGCAGCAGGAGCAGCAGGAGUUCCUCAUCCCCGCCAGGCCACAGCAGCAGCAGGUCUACAUCGAGGAGCAGAGGCCAGCGCCAGCCAGACAAGCGCACAGAAAGCCAGACCAGCGUCCAGCGAAACUCCAGCAGCAACAAGUGUCAGAAGAAGAGUUAGAAGAGAAGGAAGAGCCCGACCGCCUGUCCACUCUGCUGCAGCAGUCCAAGUUCAACUGCGUCAGCAAGAACACUGGGUACUACGCUGAUGAGGAGCUCGGCUGCGAAGUGUUCCACUACUGCCAGGACAAUGUCAAGCAUUCCUGGAUCUGUCCCGAUGGUUUUACUUUCCACCAGGUCCAUCUAAUCUGCAUGCCACCCACCCACGACAACAUAUGCCAAAAGUCUUCCAAGUACCACUUCGUCAACGACUACCUCUACAGACCCAUCAACGAGGAGGAGGUGCAACGGAAACCGAACGUCUCGCUCAAGUACUCCGACAGAUUCUACCCCGCUGAAGUGUACAGGGAUGACCGUUAUGAGCAAGAAGAGGAAGAAGAAGAAGAGGAAGCACCUCGCAGAGCUCCCGCUGCCCAGCAGGCGAGGCCGACAGCCCGGCCCCAGUACCCGGCCCAAGUGUUCCGAUCUGCCGAAGAGGUCAACAUACCGCUAGUGCAGAGACGCCCACAACGCCCUUUUGACUUCGAGAUCUAAGUUAUUCUUAGGAUUCAACUAAGUCUAUAAGCCUAUCUUUGUAAUUUGCAAGAUCUCCUUUACAUGCUGGUGCGUGCACAUUGCCGCAUGCACAAGAGAAAAUGAUCAAAAUCAAAAAUUAAUUCAUUUCAAGUAUGCUUUAGAAACACAAGCACUUUAGAAACGUUUCAAAUUUAAUUAUUUGUAAAGACUACCGUCGGUUUGGAAGGCAGGUUCUGUUGCUCUUUUAAAACACCAUCAUGCAAUAUAAAUGGAGUUGCAAUUAGUUUUCUUGCCUGCUCAAAUCAAACACGACAAAUCAUAUUAGUGUUGCCAUGAGCAAUUUUAUUCAAAUCAAUGAAACUAUCAAUAGCUAUACCUACUUACAAAAAUGUCCCCAAAAAUUUUGAGAGUUGCUACAAUCUUCGCCAAUGUGAACUAUAAACUUUCACUAAUACCCAAUUAGUACAAAAAGUUAUAAUUAUAAUAUUUUGUGUAAUAGCUCUUGUACAGUUUGCAGUAUCUAAGUGCUAUAAGAACUCCUUUUCGUGCCAAUUGGGUAGUUAUACUUUGAUAUGUGCUGACCUGAAAACCAAACUCUAUCCACAAAGAGUAAAGGGCUAAUCGAAAGACACCAUUAUUUAAGGAUAAUGUUAAUAAAUCUAUUUAUGCUGUACAAUAACUGUUGUAAGUUACAAAUUAGAUGUAAGCUAGUCUUUUUGUUAAUAAAUUAAAAUAAGAUACUUAAUAAAAAUAAUAAUAAACCAAA
Bicyclus anynana (squinting bush brown) is the source of this 1837-nucleotide messenger RNA. RefSeq lists its product as uncharacterized. The coding region runs from base 148 to 1089 and encodes 313 amino acids. Gene Ontology annotation, cellular component: extracellular region. The record is from RefSeq and is a predicted model, not a curated record. The transcript is spliced from 6 exons. Lineage: Eukaryota; Metazoa; Arthropoda; Insecta; Lepidoptera; Nymphalidae. Gene Ontology annotation, molecular function: chitin binding.